Protopterus annectens (West African lungfish) is the source of this 1654-nucleotide messenger RNA. RefSeq names its product shisa family member 6 (gene SHISA6). Gene Ontology annotation, cellular component: postsynaptic density; dendritic spine membrane; postsynaptic membrane. Bases 760 to 1617 code for a protein of 285 amino acids. The record is from RefSeq and is a predicted model, not a curated record. Gene Ontology annotation, biological process: regulation of short-term neuronal synaptic plasticity; regulation of AMPA receptor activity. The transcript has 4 exons. Lineage: Eukaryota; Metazoa; Chordata; Ceratodontiformes; Protopteridae.
UCGACCACUUGAUUUAUACUCAGAGAUCUAGUUCCAUGCCAGUAUUUUUGAAAUGUUCAUGAGGGGAAAAAAUCUAAAGAAGGCUUUUGUCAAGUGUUUGGUUCUGGAAUCCAUCGAGACCGGCUGGAUCUGUUUCGUCCAAGACAUUAAUUAGUGCAGGGGGGAAAGUAUUAGUAAUCUUGGGGAUGCCGGGAGUGCAAGUGCUUCCUUUGAACUAAUACAAACUAAUGCCUGCUAUAUCGAUGACGUUGGUAUUUAAGUGAUGCAAGAAGACUAUGAGAGGUGGGUGGAACCUAAGAGACAGAGACUGCUAGUGUUCUGAGUCUUCAUUCAUUCAGUACCAGUACGUGCAAUCAGGAGGACAAAAACUGCAUGGACCGAGGCGACACUAUCGUAAAACGGCGUGAUGAAGGAUACUUUAACAAUGCAACUCCACUUUCGACAUUAGUGUGCUACUGGAAUAAAUCAGAUGGCACUCCCCAGAAAACGUGCCAGAGCAUACUAGUACCCGAUAAAUCUGAUGUCUUCUCAGCGGUACCAGACAUGUGUUUCUUGUCAUUGGGUCAGAUAAUUAAACUUUGAAUUUGCCUUUAGCAUCAAAACUAUGGAGCUACUCAGUGUGUGGAUAGCAGACCGCUGGGGCGAAACACUGUGGAGGAAUCUAAAAGAUUCCUGAGUGUCCCUUCACUGGCAUAUCCGUGGCUGAAGGUUUCAUCAUAAAAGGCUGUGACCUGUCGUUUGAGGUCAGAAAGCUGAAACAUGGGGAUACACUAUUUCUUAUGUCUCUUGAUUUAUCUGGAGCCGGUGAUCUUUUUGACUGCAGAAGCUACAAAGGUAAAAAGCAACAAACCUCCAGGGUCUUCCAAGCGUCCGGUGCCUCAUCCCAAAGGAAAAGAUGCCAACUCCACAUCCUUAGCCACAGCUGCUGUAGUCAAAGCCAUUAAACCGCAGAAAACUUUUAAAUAUGAUACCUGCCAGGGUUACUACGAUGUCAGUGGACAAUGGGACAGCGAAUUUGAAUGUAACACAACAACUCACAUUUACUGCUGUGGGUCUUGUUCUCUUAGGUUCUGUUGCCCGAAAAAAGACGAACGUUUGGAUCAGAAAACGUGUAAGAUUCAAUCUAGUCCCACUACCCAUACCUUUACUGUUCCGACAACCACGGAUCCAUACGACCCAGACAAAGACAAAACAAACACUACAGUGUAUAUCACAGCUGGAGUUAUCGCUUUCAUUCUUAUUGCUGGGGUUUUCGCAAAAGUUGCUUAUGAUAAAGCUAGACGCCCCCCUCAGGAAAUGACCGUACACAGGGCCCUCGCUGACAUUUUAAUUCAACAAGGACCUAUACCAAUUGGACAUUGUGAAAGAGAGACAAUUGCAGCAAUAGAUAUCGCCCUAAAAGAAGAAACAUCAGUUAUAUCAUUAGCCAAAAACCACUUUACCCCUGUACGGUCAUCCAAACCUAAUCAUGGAUCCUAUGGGAAGGAUUGCAAUCGAAGUGGAGGUCAGAAUCUGCAUAACUUUAUCUCGUCAGGAUUUGUCACACUUGGAAGAGGACACCUGAAGGGUACAGUAACGAUAAUGCACUCAAACAGCAUUUUAGUAGUGAGAUGUUAAGUUACAAAUAUGUAGUGAUUUUGUUUAAAUCACUCAU